Plasmopara halstedii is the source of this 180-nucleotide messenger RNA. RefSeq lists its product as uncharacterized. Bases 1 to 180 code for a protein of 59 amino acids. NCBI's taxonomy places the organism in Eukaryota, Oomycota, Peronosporomycetes, Peronosporales, Peronosporaceae. The transcript has 2 exons. The record is from RefSeq and is a predicted model, not a curated record.
AUGAACCGUGAGAAAAAGCCGAACUCUUUCAAUGAUACGUCACCCUCUUCUCGUGCAUGGGAUCAUAGCAGUAACGGUGAUGGGGCUCCGUUAAAAGGGUGUUGGGGCUCCGUUAAGGUACAUCGAUGGGACACGCCUCACUCAAUGGAGUGUAUGGGGCUUUAUAUUGUGAAAUAUUAA